AUGGAUAACAAAGAGUGGAAUAACCAAACAGUAGUAAAAGAAUUCAUUCUUCUUGCAUUUGGGAAUAUCCAUGAGUUUCAAAUUCUCCUCUUCCUGGUGUUUCUAGCAAUCUACAUUGUGACCAUGGUGGGAAACUUGCUUAUCGUUGUCUUAGUCACCACUGAUCAUCACCUUCACACUCCAAUGUACUUCCUCCUCGCAAAUUUGUCUUGCUUAGAAUUAUGCUAUAGCUCAACCAUUUUGCCCAGAAUGUUAGAAGUUUUCCUAACUGGGAACCAGUCCAUAUUGGCAAAUUUAUGUUUCACACAACUGUAUUUCUUUGGUGCCUUGGCAACAGCAGAAUGUUACCUCCUAGCUGCCAUGUCUUAUGACCGUUACCUAGCAAUAUGCAAACCAUUGCAUUAUGUCACCAUUAUGGAUGCAAGAUCUUGUCUGCAGCUAGCAAGUGGUUCCUGGAUUGUUGGAUUCCUUGUUAACUUUGUGACCACCUGCUCAGUAACACAUUUAGUAUUCUGUGGACCUAAUGUAAUUGACCACUUCUUCUGUGAUUUUGCUCCAUUACUUCAACUGUCCUGCAGCAAUACCCUGAAAACACAGCUACUGAUAUUUGUUCUAUCAGUUGUGUUUGGCUUGCUUCCCUUUCUUUUAACUCUUACGUCCUAUGGCUAUAUUAUAAGAAACAUUCUGAGGAUCCCAUACACUAUAGGCAGGAAAAAAGCAUUUUCCACCUGCUCCUCACAUCUUAUUCUGGUUACACUUUUUUAUGGGACUAUAGUCAUUGUAUAUGUGUUGCCAAAAAACAACACACUUAGAGAGCUUAACAAAGCCUUCUCUGUCAUCUAUACUGUUUUAACUCCUCUGGUGAAUCCUUUUUUGUACAGCCUGAAAAAUAAAGACAUUAAACAUGCUUUGAGCAAAGCUGUCAGACAUUUUAUGAAUUGA
Varanus komodoensis (Komodo dragon) is the source of this 942-nucleotide messenger RNA. RefSeq names its product olfactory receptor 11L1-like. Gene Ontology annotation, cellular component: membrane. The transcript has a single exon. The coding region runs from base 1 to 942 and encodes 313 amino acids. The record is from RefSeq and is a predicted model, not a curated record. Lineage: Eukaryota; Metazoa; Chordata; Lepidosauria; Squamata; Varanidae. Gene Ontology annotation, molecular function: olfactory receptor activity; G protein-coupled receptor activity. Gene Ontology annotation, biological process: G protein-coupled receptor signaling pathway.